Messenger RNA from Carassius auratus (goldfish), 1944 nucleotides. Its product is annotated as receptor-type tyrosine-protein phosphatase T-like. Bases 388 to 1944 code for a protein of 518 amino acids. Lineage: Eukaryota; Metazoa; Chordata; Actinopteri; Cypriniformes; Cyprinidae. Gene Ontology annotation, cellular component: membrane. The record is from RefSeq and is a predicted model, not a curated record. Gene Ontology annotation, molecular function: protein binding. The transcript is spliced from 10 exons.
GGAAAACAAUGAAUCUAGAGUGGUCUGGAACCUGUCUCACUCAUUGCUCAGGGGUGUAGAAUUACUUUAGUAACGGCGCAAGUGCGCACCAUAGAGAGCGUCUUCAGCGCGCGCUGCCGCACGCAAACCUUCAUUUCACGUGUAGUUCGUCUCAGAACGGGCUGGCAGGCAGGUCUAAGGACCUGGGGGAUAUUGGAACCCUCUUUUCAUUCAUUCGCACCCUCUCUCCUCCCCACACACCCUGUCGUAGCACUACAGAAAGCCAACAAUCAGACAGCUGUCGACUGGCGGCUCGAGUCGCGCGCGCGCUACAUCACCGAUGCCGGGAAACCGUCAGCUCUCUCGCGCACGGGCGGACAGUGACUAUGUGAAGCAGUGACCGCGAGAAUGGACCAAAGGAACUACUUCGCCGUUCUGCUGCUCUCUUUUCAUCUACAACUCACAUUUGGAGAGUUCUUUCCAGGCAGCUGUUCGUUUGAAGAGCACUACAGUAAUUGCGGCUACAGCGUGGCGUUGGGGACUAAUGGCUUCGCCUGGGAGCAAGUCAACACCUGGGAGAGACCCUCCAUGGACGCGGCCGUUCCCACAGGUUCCUUCAUGAUGGUGAAUGCUUCGGGUCGUGCAUCAGGUCAGAAGGCCCACCUGCUCCUGCCCACGCUAAAAGAGAACGACACCCACUGCAUAGACUUCCACUACUCCCUGUCUAGCCGGGAUGGGACGAGCCCCGGAACCCUUAAUGUCUACAUAAAAGUGGAUGGUGGACCACAGGGGAAUCCCAUCUGGAAUGCCUCAGCACCCGUCACUGAAGGCUGGGUGAAGGCCGAACUCGCCAUCAGCACCUUUUGGCCCAACUCCUACCAGGUUAUUUUUGAGGCUGUGUCUGUACAAGGGCAUCCUGGGUUCAUCGCCGUGGAUGAGCUGCACGUUUUGGCCCACCCUUGCCGCAAGACACCACAUUUUCUGCGGCUGCAGAAUGUCGAGGUGAACGUGGGACAGAAUGCCACCUUCCAGUGUACUGCUGGAGGCAAAUGGUCACAAAAUGACAAACUCUGGCUCCAGCAAUGGAAUGGUAAAGACACAUCUCUCAUGGUGACCCGAGUGGUGAACCACCGGCGCUUCUCUGCCACCGUUAGCGUAAUGGACACGUCACAGCGCAGCACCAGCCGUUACCGCUGCGUCAUUCUUACUGAUGGAGGAUCUGGAGUUUCAAACUAUGCUGAACUCAGCGUUAAAGCACCUCCCACACCCAUCGCUCCACCUGAGCUUCUUGCAGUUGGUGCCACCUACUUGUGGAUAAAACCAAACGCCAAUUCCAUCAUCGGUGAUGGCCCCAUCAUGCUAAAAGAGGUGGAUUACCGCACCACCACUGGAAACUGGGCCGAGGUGCAUGUUGUGGAUGCGCCAACAUACAAGCUCUGGCAUUUGGAUCCAGAUGUGGAGUAUGAGAUUAAGGUUCUUCUGACCCGACCUGGGGAGGGUGGCACUGGACCACCGGGACCAGCCCUCAUCACGCGAACCAAAUGUGCUGAUCCAGUCAACGGUCCCCAGAACGUGAACGUGGUGGACAUUCGCGCCCGUCAGCUGACCCUGCAGUGGGAGACCUUUGGAUAUGCAGUGACACGCUGCCACAGCUUCAACCUGACCGUACAGUACCAGUAUGUGUUCAACCAGCAGGAGUUUGCCGCUGAGGAGCUGAUACCGACCUCCUCUCAUUAUACUCUGAGGGGACUCAGACCUUUCGUGACGGUCAGACUACGGCUGGUGCUGGCCAACCCUGAGGGCAGCAAGGAGAGCGAGGAGAUCGUCAAGCAGACGGAGGAAGACGUUCCUGGCCCCAUUCCUAUGGAGUCCAUCCAGACAGGCCCAUACGAGGAGAAGAUCUUCAUGCAGUGGAAGGCCCCGAAUGAAACUAAUGGAGUCAUUACACUCUAUGAGAAGAUUUAA